CGAUUGCAUGCUAAAGAUUCGACGUAUGUUUCGGCCAUGCCUGUUUAUAGGACGUUACCAACCGCGAUUCAUCUCAUAGACAAACGGCAAAAAUACCUCAACAUAAUGAUGUUGUCUGUAAGCAAUUUUCGGUAUCAUUCCAACCCUUGAUCUGUUGCAAAAAGAUGCACCGAUAAUUUCCCGCCCUUUCCAGCAUGGCUAGGGAGCCGAUAUGGCCUAGACGAUCAGAGUGUACGGAAGCUUGCUAUCCAUUCGAAAGAUUCGGUGUUAUGUCCUACAAUCCUUUCCACCAUGCCAAACAGCGCGACUCCAUAACCCGGGAACCACUGGCGUUGGAGCCCAUUUUGGUAGCUGGGGCCGCCAUGGAUAUGCUCCACCAUGGAGAUUUCCAGCUUUCGAUGUUGGAGUCCAGUGUCGCUUACAUCCUCCGCAUGAUAAAUGAAAUCCGUGAAUCGACCACCAUACCGUACCAUCAAACGGCUCUGGAAAAACAGUUAACCUUUCACGCUCUUGGCUGCAUUACUGCUGUGUCUUGGUCUACGGGUGAUUUAGUAUUAUGGCACAAACAUAUGAAGCUUCUUCGACAACAUCUUGAGAAAUCAGGGUUUUUGCUUACGGCAGAUCCGCAUGAUAUGAUGAAAGUGAGAAUGGCCGAUAUCGAAGGUGCUGUCAUCGCUGGAGUAGCACCAAGCCUUCCUUACAGCCGCCAAUACCCACUCUUACCUUGCGUUCUGCCUGUUCAGGACGUUUUGCUCAUUUUGACUAAGUUACGCCCGCCAUUGCAGGCGUGCAACGUGGACAGCGAUACAGUUGAUUCAAUCCUCGCUGUCUGCAUCUUCAUUUCGACAAUGCAAAUGUCGCAAGAGUAUGGACUUGAGGAAAAGUUCGACCCUGAAAAUCUGAUGGAGGAUUAUGAUUUUUUGCAACGCGACUUGCUCACGUUACCGCAGCCUCUCGGGACUAACAUGAAGGAUACAGCAAGCACUACAUGGCCAUCUUAUGACGGUGGACUGUCUGCCGCUAUGAAACCGUCCUUGGCUUUUGAAGAGGCUAUUCGUGUUACAACUCUGAUGUGUCUUCGCGCCGCCAACAUACAAGCGCCUUGGAGCAAAGCGACUUAUUCCAAAUUACUCGAUAUAUUAGUCGAUCGUCUACGGGUUAUUCUCGACUGGAUGUAUGAAAGUAAGGAGGACUGCGCAUUCAUUGAUCCCAGUCUUCUGCACCAUCGCGAGGAGGGUUUCCCUGUUAACAAUGCCCGACGUUUCCUCAUUUGGAUUUGUAUGAUAGGCUAUGAGUUAUCGGUUUACUAUACCGUAUAUCAUGAGGGUUGGAGCGAUCAUCGUCGCAAGAGUUGUUUAUACCUUCAAAUGCUUGGUGCUCUUGGCAUACAUGAUGAAGCCGAUAUCGACAAUAGCGACAACGAAGAGCUUUCUAUUUUCGAUACUAUUAACUUGAACUGGGCCACCAACAACAAGUGGCAGGCAAGGGAUAUGUUGAAAUGGAUGAUCAAAUAGCUGGGCAGAUCUAUCGUUGUGGGUUAAAUAAAGAAAUUCGGCAUGCUCUGCCAGAA
Messenger RNA from Truncatella angustata, 1570 nucleotides. RefSeq lists its product as uncharacterized. Lineage: Eukaryota; Fungi; Ascomycota; Sordariomycetes; Amphisphaeriales; Sporocadaceae. The record is from RefSeq and is a predicted model, not a curated record. Bases 195 to 1514 code for a protein of 439 amino acids. The transcript is spliced from 4 exons.